AUGAGGCCGUGGGAGAAGAUCGAGAGCUACACAGUGUUCAAUUUUCCUGAGCAUGUCGUUCUUUUAGGGGCUUUUUCGGCCCCUGUGCCUGGGGCGGAAUGUGGGUCAGGAGUCGAGGGAAGCUCACCGCAUGCGCGUGCCUUCUCGCCGUGUGGCGCAAGAUGUAGGGACGCCCGCGGACGCGCUCACGGCGUUCGAGUCUGCGCCUGCGCGGGGAGAGUGGCGUUCAUUCCAAAGAAGUUCAUCUCAGAAGAGGACCUCUCUCGCACCGCUCACCGACACCUCCAUCAGCAGCGCGCCGCCUCUUCUGCAGCGCGCGUGACGGCCCGCCUCGCUUCUGAAGCAGCGACAGCAGCUGUGCGUGAAGCCACAUCCGACGAGGGCUCGGCUUCACGCUCGGACCCAUCCGGCGGCAAGGACCUCUCGUUUGAGAGAGAGGCCGGUGGCGCCGCCUCCACUGCGGCUCCAGUCGAGAAGCGCACGACCAGUCUCUCCAUUCUGGGGGGUAUCUUGUCGAGUUUUUCGGCAGCGCUCGCCGACUCGAGCAGCGGGAAGGAGCCUGCGCAGACUGACGCUGCCAUUCUGUCUUCCUGUGCCCUCCGCGACGCCGCUCUCUGCCCGACAUCCGUUCGGGUCUACCAGCGCUGCGUCACAUCGUGGGCGUGCCUGGAGGACCUCCGUGCCGAGCUUCAGCGGCUGGCAGAGCGCGCUGGCCAGCGGUACAGACUGUGGAGGCUGCAGCAGACCAGACUUCACCAGCCGCUGCUUCUCCCCGAACACGCGCCGCAGCGCCUCUGGGCCGUUUUUCACGCGCUGGCUGCGCGCGUCUCGAGCACGAGGGACGAUGAGGCGCGGUCCUCGCCCGCCACGGCGAGCCAAAGCGCAGCUCGCGGGAUCGACUCGGCAUCUUUGGCCAGUCGCCAGCAGCCGCCUACGCGUGAGGCCGGAGACGCUGAGAGUGUCGCGUCGUUCGGCGCAGGCGCCGGCGCCUCCGGCUUGCGGGAGUCAGGGGAAGGAGUCAGUUCGAUGCAGCGGGCGCUGGAGGAUGCGUCAGAGCGGAAAGCCGAAGAGAGAGCAGGAGAAGGAGAGCGGUGCUUCCUCUCGUGCGGGAUCGUGGGUGCCAUUCGGUUUCUCAUGGGCUUUUACCUCGUACUGGCCACGGAGAGUCAGCAAGUCGCCACACUCGGCUGUGUCCGCGCAAUCUCCGCGCGAGCCCCGCCAGGUGACGCGCAAGCAGGAGAGGGGAGGCAAGGGGCGGCAAGCGCCGAGACGGCGGCGGUGAAGGAGAUCUCCCGCGCCCAGGAGGAACGGCGCGCCAGCGCAUAUGUCCUCCUGGACGGGGCGAAGCAGCCCGAGGCAGCGGCGGCUGGCGGACAUGAGCACUACGGCACUGGGCACCCUGUUUACAUGCUCAGACAUGUCCACCUCCUGCCUCUCUUUUAUUUCCACUCCCGAAAAGAAGCGGCUUUCUCUCCCUGGCUGCAGCCUGCCUGGCAAGCGGAGCGGAGUGAGAGUGCCGCAGGCAGCAACAGAUCCCACAGCGCCUGCUCGCCCUCGAAAGACGACGUCAGCAGCGAGAAGGAAGCGAUCCUGCGUUGGUUGGCUGACGUGGCUCACUCCGACCGGGCGGACAGCUCGCACACGGGCGAGCGUCAAGAGAAGUUGUCGCCGGAUUCAGGGAUGUGUGACCCUUUGCAUGCCCCCCGCGAUGCGCGCGCGACGAGACCCGAGGUGCGGCGGUUGAGCGCCGCGUCAAACGCGUCGGCGGAGGACGCGACGGACGCCUCACGCAGCGUCUCUUUGUUUCGGCCUGGCGUCGCUCCACUCAUCGCCCAGAAGGCGACUCCGGCGUAUGCCGCAGAUUAUCAGAGGAGCCGGGCGCAGCUGCUUGAGUCCGAGAGGAAAUACCAGACGCUUUUUCUUCAAGUCUUCCUCAGCCCGGCGCUCUCUUUCUUCUACAGCCCCACCCUGGACCUCACACAGUCCGCACAGGCAAGCGGUCUUCGACGAGCGCAGGGGACGCGGGAUGUUACCCACGACGAGAAAGUGAAUAUGCGCGGAGGGAGUGCGGGAGACGGGGAGAACAGAGAAGACACGAUGUACUCAGACGACUUCCAAGGUGAGAACCAAACAACGGCUCGUCUGGAGCUCUUGGAAGGCAAGAAACUCGACGCCGUCUUCAAUCUCUUUCUUCUCGAGCCGUUCGUCCCGCUGACGUCGCCUUCCUCUCGCCAAGCGCCUCCCACUUGUCUUCCGCUCGGUCCCUCGCAUCCCCUGCCCUCCUCGUCUUCGCUUUCGUCUACAAAGGAUGGGCGAGAAACGCCGAACUCUGUCUGCGACGACUCCGCACGCGUUGCGCGGGCCUGCGGGCACUCAGCCAUUUUGCCUGAGGGUGCGCCUUCUCUGUGCGCACCAGGCGACGUGGCUGAGGCCUCAGCCCGACGUGCAGCGGGCCGCCUUCAAAGGUGUGCAUAUCGACUCGCGGAGGCCCCGAGGGCCGGGCAGGCGCCGUGCGCGGGUCUCGCAGACAUGUCGCCCUGGCUGCUGCUGCUUCAACAGGGAUGCGUCGUUCAGAAGUUCUUCUCAGCCUCUCGCCCUGUAAGGGCGCGGGCGCGCCUUCGUCAUCCGCACGGUACAAGGACUGGGUCGACGCAUUUGCCGUCUUCCGAGGGCACGUCGUCGCCGCAGGACUCCCUCGCCUUGGCGACGGACUCCCUGCUCUCUGCUUUUUCCUCUUCCCCUUCGUUGGUUCCUUCCUUGGUAGCUGCUUCCUCCCCCCCGCGUUCUGCGGAGCCUUCUUCGUCCUCGACUCUGAGUUCGGCCCCGAGUGCCUCCUCCACAGCCGCGCGUGCAGCUGCGGCGUCGCGCCGCGGGCCGCAGGCAGCGCUGGAGGAUGCCUCAGCGACACCUCUGCCUCCCACGAGUCACAGCGCGGCCGCUGAGCCCACCGAGCCGACACGCUUGCAGCGAGACGUGCAUAGAGAGGAGGAGUGCACCACAGAGGAAAGUAGAGAACGUGACCAGGGGCACACGGCGCCGGCAAGCCUUGCGGAGAGCGCACAGCCGAAGGACGAGAUUCGAGUGCUGUUUUCACUCGUUGUUAUCGCUCGCCGGCUGAGACUCGGUGCAGGCGCACGCUGGUUUCGCCGUGGCCUUGCGCUACCGGCGCUCCCUCGUGCGGCAGGUGCUGGUGCAUCGGCCCCAACCACAGGCAGCUGGCGGCUUGCCGCUCAGCCUCCACCCUCCCAGGUGUCCUCAGCAGCCUCCUUAGCGAGCAACGAGCUCGCCGCAGUCGCCGACGCCGUCUCGUCGUCUGCGGAGGACUGCGCGUGGCCCGUCGAGGACGCGCUCGCGGCUCUGGGGGACAGCGCGGUGGCGGCCAACCAAGUGGAAUGUGAGCAGAUUCUGUGGCGCGUGAAGACUCGAAGCGCGGGCGGGCGGCGAAAGCGAAGCUCCGCGGAGACUCGAAAUGGGCUAGAGAGGACGUCGUCCUCCGCCACUGUGCGGCAAUGCCGCGGCCCAAACCUCGACGGCGCGUUAGACGCGUCGUCUGCCGCCUCAGCGUCUUCGUCUGCCGCGAGUCCGCGCGCGGCUGUGGAAGCGCCACCAGGCGGCGAGAGGCCAACUCGGGGCAAGCUUCCGUCGGCGGCUGCGUCGCCCGUGCGAACCGCUUCGUGCGGCUCCCUCUCCUCCUCAGCCGCUUCGCCCCGCGUGUUCUUCUCAGGCGACAUCGCGGCGGUGGUUCAGCUGCGCGGGUCGGUGCCGGUCUUUUGGGGUCACUUGCCCACGCAGGCGUCGCUGUGGCCGCCGUUUCUGCAGGGUCUGAGUCCGCCUCUGCGGCUGUCCUCCGCGACCUUGGAUCCGCGCUUCCUCCACACGAAGGGUCACUUUGACGCGCUGCACCACGUGUACGGGUGCCCGAUCCUGUGCCUCGACCUUGUGCGCCAGCAGCCUCUGAACCACAUGGAAACGAAGCUCGCCAGCACCUAUCGCGCGGCUCUCGCGGCGACAAACGAGAUGUAUCGUGCGCACCGCCGCGCGAUUCUGCGGCGUCUCCAGCAGGCGCUCGCCCAAGAGAACGCGGAAGACGCGUGCAGGCCGUCGUCUUCCGCCUCGGCAGCCUCGGCCGCAGGCGCGGCGGCUGCCGGCGCUUCUGCGGACUCGAGGAGUGGCAGAGACACUUCGGCAUGCGCGCCGGAAACUCCGACUGGAGUGGGGCCACAGGCGGAGCCGAAUCAGGUGGAAGAAACGAAAGGCAAAGGCAAACAGAAACAGGAAUGCAGACUGAACUCGACAGGCGCCGCGCACAUGGAGGCGCAGGCGGAAUUCAGUCCGCGCGGAGGUGGCAAUCGGGCUCUUUGCACGCCAGGCGAAGACAGCGCGCACAGCCCACGCGAGUUGCAAGAGCCUGAGGCGGAGCAGGCAGAAGCAGCAGCUGUGCUAGCGGAGGAAAUCUCCAAGGAUGCUCGAGAUUGCGCGUCACCUCUCCCCCCAGAGGUUUCGUCGGCUCCGGCAGGUUUCAGACCGCGAGCAGUAGUCAAGGAGGCGGUGGCGAAGCAGAAGGCAGGCGCGGGCAGCAGGCCAACCGACGCCCGGCGGCAGCGCGGUGUGGACGCACUCGGUUCGAAUGACGAGGCGUUUGAUCCUCUGCCUGGAUGGACUGGCCGCUGGGCGCUGUUCAAGCAGGAGGCUGGCGGAGGCGCGAGACCGGCAGACUGCCACAGCACCGAGAGCCGCGUUCGGAGUCCGUCCUGCUGGACUCACGACGGGCUCUGCUUCCGGUGCAUGCAGAGCUUCGUGGGAGACGCGGGCCGUGACGCAGCGCCGGCGGACCAGACGGGCCGGCCGCAGGCGAACAGACUUCAGACGAUGGCACGAGCCUUGAGUGCUGCUCAGAGGCGCGCCUGCUGCUGCGAGGUCGCCUACGAAGCGUUCGACUGGCAGGACGCAGACAGACGCCUGGGGUUCGACGAGGCUCUCCAGCGACUCUUCGGGCUGGUUGCCACGUCUCUGCGGUUGACAGGGUCUUUUGUGUGCUUCGCGCGUUCGAGCCGGCGACGCGCACUGCAGGCCCCCGCGGAGACACAGCCGAAUGGGGACGCACGAGGCGACUGGACGAGCCCAAAGGACGCAACCACAGCGGAGAACACGGCUCACGAAGGCAGAGAGACAUUUGCGCGCGGGUCGCGACCCUGUAAUGCCGAGGGUAGUUUGAAGGUGCACGGCCCCGGGGAUGCUGCGAGCGGAGACCGAGGAGGGCGAGCAGAACCCCGCAGCAGAUACACAGCGCCGGAUGGGGAUAUCGGGGAGGACGGUGACGUGGCUGCGGGGUUCAUGAGUGAGAUCCAGCAGGGGGUGAUUCGAAUCAACUGCGUUGACUGCCUAGAUCGAACGAACCUCGCCAUGCUGGGCCUUGGAGUGGCGGCGCUGUACCGACACCUUACGACGCUCCUCCGCUCCCGAGCGCUGCAGGGAGGCGCGUGGACGUUCGCGCGAGAAGAAGACAUCGAGGAGAGAGAAAAGCGAUCUUUUGCUCCCAGUGCGUGGUGGAAGCGGGCGAUGCGCGAACGGCCAGCGACUCGAGAGGGAGAAGUGGAGGGUUGGCUGGGCGAAGAUUUCGCAGCAGAUGAUGGAAGGCGCUCGUCUUCACCUCGUUUGAAUGAGACGUCGCCGCAGACAGCGGCGCCAGCGCCGACAGAGACAAAGCGAGAGGGCGACUCGCGGAGCGAGGGAGGGCACGCAGCUGUCGUCCAUCAGCUGCCCUCUUCUGCGUCGCGUUUUCUCUUCUCGUGGACGUCUUCCUUUGACUCUCUUCUGACCUCAAGCAGCGACAGCGAAGGCGAGGAAGGCGACGCGCGGGACUCCACGAACGACACCACAACGGAGGGCAGCUCCUCUCUCGGAUUUGACGCGGAGUCGACUCUUUCGCGGAGCGACAGCGACUUUUCAUCGCAUCUCUCCGCGGCAGGCUCUUCCGUGGACCUGCCCGCGUCUGCCUCUGCGUGCUGCUGGACGCCUUAUUCCCCGUUUGCCGAUUCUCCGCAGGCCCCGUCGCCGCCUCAGGCUUCAGCGCCCUCCUCGUCUGCUUCGCCGUCGGCUGCUGCGAGGCCUUCUUCAACCCCGCUGCCUGCCCCUGCGCCCGCGGCGUCGGUGUCGUUUUUAAACUUUUUGCCGACUCUGCUGCUGCAGAUUGUGGGAGAAGCCUGGGGCGAGGUAGGCGACGCGCUCGCGCAGCAGUACGGUGGCUCCCCGGCGAUGCAUGCGGCUGACUUUGGCGCCGCGGCCGGCGUCGCGCGAGCCGCUGAGGCGCAAGCCAACGAGGCGCUCGCGGGUGCGCGCAAAGCCAGGGAGGCGCGCAGCAAGGGAGACCGUGGCAAGGCUGAGGAAGCCGAAAAGCGCGUCUGGCGAGCAGUGAAGCGAAGCAACGUGCUGAUCGCCGUUCAGAGGUACUUUAACAACUGCGUCUACGACGCCGACAAGCAGCGCGGAUUGGAUUUGUUCGUGGGUCUUUUCAGGCCGUAUGCUUCUCCGACUGACAUUUGGCUGAGAGAUCCUCUAGACCCCUUUUCCCGCUUCUUGACUUCGCCGGCGCUCCCACUUCCCCCGCCACGCCUCCUCUUUCCGCUGCCGUCGCCGGCGGCUGUCAAAGACGCUUCGGCCGCGGCGGCGUCUGCGGGCGGCGAGAGGCCUCGCGGGUGGAGAGAAGGGCGACGCGGAAACGAAGAGGAGACUGGUCGGCCGGCUGUGGCAGGCUCCAAGGCAGGCGAAGAGGGUGCGGGCGUGCGGGGGAGGAAAUCGCGCCGAAACUCAGAUCCGUGUCUCAUCGAAGGGGAAGAGUUUUUCGCCGCAGGCGACGCCGUCAGUUCCGGCGUGUGCUGGGCGUGCAGGGGCAUCCGGCUCUGGAGCAUCCACUAG
Besnoitia besnoiti is the source of this 6915-nucleotide messenger RNA. RefSeq lists its product as uncharacterized. The transcript has 2 exons. Gene Ontology annotation, molecular function: phosphatidylinositol-3,5-bisphosphate 5-phosphatase activity. Gene Ontology annotation, biological process: phosphatidylinositol dephosphorylation. Lineage: Eukaryota; Apicomplexa; Conoidasida; Eucoccidiorida; Sarcocystidae. Gene Ontology annotation, cellular component: intracellular membrane-bounded organelle. Bases 1 to 6915 code for a protein of 2304 amino acids. The record is from RefSeq and is a predicted model, not a curated record.